AUGAUUGUUUCUUCAGCAUUGAUGAUCUGGAAGACCAUGGCAGUUGGAUUCAACUCCGAGUCUCCUAUUGUCGUGGUUCUCAGCGAGAGUAUGGAACCGUCAUUUCAGCGUGGUGAUUUACUUGUACUGUCAAUGUUUUCGGAUCCGAUCCGAGUUGGUGAUAUCUGUGUUUACAAAAUCAAGGGCAAAGAUAUUCCCAUUGUUCAUCGUGUAUUGGAACUCCACGAAAGUCAAACGAGCAACAAGACACUGAUAUUGACCAAGGGUGAUUAUAAUCCUGUGGAUGACCGUGGUCUUUACAAUCGUGGACAGCUAUGGAUCGAGCCAGAGGACGUUGUUGGUCGCGUCGUUGGACAUAUUCCAUAUAUGGGCAUGCUUACCAUUAUACUCAAUGAUUACCCACAACUCAAAGCAGUGAUGCUUGGUUUCCUUGGGAUAUCUGUGUUACUCAACAAAGAAUAA
Molecule: messenger RNA, 462 nt
Organism: Batrachochytrium dendrobatidis JAM81
Lineage: Eukaryota; Fungi; Chytridiomycota; Chytridiomycetes; Rhizophydiales
Exons: 4
Coding region: 1-462 (153 amino acids)
Cellular component (GO): signal peptidase complex; membrane
Molecular function (GO): serine-type endopeptidase activity
Source: RefSeq, a predicted model, not a curated record